AUGAGUCGUCAUAACCACAUAUCCUUAUCCAUGUAGUUUUAUGUUGAGUCGUCGCAUAUAUAAUUGAAAUCUCAUAAUAGUUGAGUCAUUCUGUGGUUAAACUACUGCACCAUUGUGUCACCAUCAUUUAAAAAAUAUGAACUACAAUAAUACUGAAUACAAUAAAGAAGGUAAAGACGAUAUGGCAAGUACAAAUAGCAGUAGUGGUAUAGACAAAGAUAGCAGUACCACUGGCACAACCAGUCAAGAUUGUCAUGAUUCUAAAAUAAUACUUGAUAUAAAUAAAGAUUAUGGUAAACCAGGGUAUCCAUUUCCACUAGUGCUACGAUUACGUGUUCUUCAGAUUGUAUGCGGAAUAACAGCAGUGGUAAUGGGAGCCGUAGCAUGUAUUGAAGAACGUGGAAAAUUUAAUUUAAGCAUUGGAAUUCCCACUGGAAUAACAACAAUUUUAGCUGCAUCGUUCAGCAUCUAUUGCAGUCGUGGUUUUGGUGGCUAUCAACCAAGACCAUUUCGUGAUGAAGUAUUUGAGUUAGAAGGAUUGGAAGGCUAUGUAAUAUCAUGUUUACGAGUUCUUGGACCUUUAACAAUUGCGAUACCAACCAUCUUAUUUUGGAUAAUGGCCUUUUUAUUACAUGUAGCAUCAUUAUUUUUAGCAUGCAAAGCAUUAUCCACAUCUACAUUAUCAACUAUCUAUUUCAUUGAUACAGCGUCUUCAACAUUAGAAGCAUUAUCAAUAAUAUUUAUCAUUUUAUCAACAGUAGUCUUAACAUCUUUAUUAUGCAUACUUAAAAUCGAAUUAACAUACGAUCCAGAUUGACCCGAACAACAUUUGGGUGAAAUAUCUGUAACAGGUGUUAGUGGUAUCAGUAUGGUUACAUUACCAUGUGCAUCAUCAUCAACAGUUAGCAAGCAUAAAAUGUUGAAUACGUGCCGUUCGAAAAACUCUAAUAAAUCAU
Molecule: messenger RNA, 956 nt
Organism: Chrysoperla carnea
Lineage: Eukaryota; Metazoa; Arthropoda; Insecta; Neuroptera; Chrysopidae
Exons: 5
Coding region: 137-817 (226 amino acids)
Source: RefSeq, a predicted model, not a curated record